Triticum dicoccoides is the source of this 1493-nucleotide messenger RNA. Its product is annotated as pollen allergen Phl p 5.0101-like. NCBI's taxonomy places the organism in Eukaryota, Viridiplantae, Streptophyta, Magnoliopsida, Poales, Poaceae. Bases 1 to 1197 code for a protein of 398 amino acids. The transcript has a single exon. The record is from RefSeq and is a predicted model, not a curated record.
AUGGCGGUGCAGCAGCAGCGCACGGUGGCGCUCUUCCUGGCCGUCGCCCUUGUGGCGGGGCCAGCCGUCUCCUACGCCGCCGAUGCCGGCUACGCCCCCGCUACCCCGGCCCCCGCCACCCCUGCUGCCGGCGGCUACGCCCCCGCUACCCCGGCCCCCGCCACCCCGGCCCCUGCCACCCCGGCCCCCGCCACCUCGGCCCCUGCCACCCCGGCCCCCGCCUCCCCUGCCGGCGGCUACGCCCCCGCCGCCCCUGGGACGCAGCCCAAGGCGACAACCGAGGAGCAGAAUGUGAUGGAGCAGGUGAACAACGCCUUCAAGGCGGCCGUGGCGGCCGCCGCCGUCGUCCCUGGGCCGGACAAGUACAAGAAGUUCACCGACACCUACAUCCCGGACGUGGACAGGGCUAUAGCGGACGUCUUCAAGGGGGCCAACGCCUCAACUUUCACCGCCAAGAUCGGCAUGGCCCAGAAGCUCGCCUACGACUCCGCCGACGGCGCCACCCCUGAGGCCAAGUACGACUCCUUCAUCGCCAUCCUCAGCGAGUCCCUCCGCAUCAUCGCCGGCACCCUCGAGAUCCACGGCGUCAAGCCCGCCACCGAGGAGGUCAAGGGCCCCAUCCCCGCCGCCGAGAUGAAGGCCGUCGACCAGAUCGACACCGCCUUCAGGAUUGCCGCCACCGCCGCCGACGCUGCCCCCGUCAGCGACAAGUUCACCGUCUUCGAGUCCGCCUUCGACAAGGCCAUCAAGGAGACCACUAGCGGCGCAUACGCGGGCUACAAGUUCGUCCCCGCCCUCGAGUCCGCCGUCAAGAAGGCCUACGCCGCUACCGUUGCCGAGGCGCCCGAGGUCAAGUUCACCGUCUUUGAGGCCGCCCUCACCAGGACCAUCGCCGCCAUGUGCGUCGCAGCCAAGGGCGCCGCCAACGCAACCGCCGCUGGAGCAGCAACCGAUGCUGCCGGUGGCUACAAAGCUCCCGCCGCAGAAGCAGCAACCGCCACUCCCACUCCCGCCGCCGAAGCAGCAGCAGCAACCACCACUCCCACUCCCGCCGCCGCUGCCGGUGGCUACAAAGCUCCCUCCGCAGAAGCAGCAACCGCCACUCCCACUCCCGCCGCCGAAGCAGCAGCAACCACCACUCCUACUCCCGCUGCCGGUGGCUACAAAGCUCCCGCCGCCGCUGCCGGUGGCUACUAAGUCUGAGCUCACCGUACCUAACCUACUACGUACACUACUACUGCACGUACGUAUGCACAUACGUACGUACGUGACUGUGGGUCUGUGGCGGCCCGCGAUUGUGAUCGAUAAUCAUCAAUUCUUGCGUCCAUGCAUGCAUGGCUUAUUAAUUAAUUAUUAAUUGCGUACAGUAAUUUGUUUCGGAGAGAGACAUCGAUAAUCAUCUGUAAAGCAUAUAUAUGGAUGAGCAUGAUAUAUAUAUAUAUAUAUAUAGGAAAAUGGGUUGGUACUCCUAGGAGUACAUAUAUACUAAUAUA